Molecule: messenger RNA, 6475 nt
Organism: Camponotus floridanus (Florida carpenter ant)
Lineage: Eukaryota; Metazoa; Arthropoda; Insecta; Hymenoptera; Formicidae
Gene: didum
Product: unconventional myosin-Va
Exons: 15
Coding region: 468-6023 (1851 amino acids)
Biological process (GO): vesicle transport along actin filament; actin filament organization
Cellular component (GO): myosin complex; vesicle; actin cytoskeleton
Molecular function (GO): actin filament binding; ATP binding; microfilament motor activity
Source: RefSeq, a predicted model, not a curated record
CAAUCUAAACCCGAUAACGAGCCAGCUGGCGGCAGUGCCGUCGUUUACGUGGAGGUACGACCUUCGCGAGAACCCGCUCUCGCCUGGUGGACCCGAGCCGGGCCUCGUCCGGAGGAAGGUCGCAGCCGGAGGUUCCCGCGGAGUAAAUCGCGCGGCAGGAACCGGUACAGCUCGCGGGCACGAAGAGCCGAAAUUCUCCCGCGGAUCCCCGAGGAGCGAAACGAGUCGGAGCAGAGGCGCCGAGGGAGAGAGGGAGGGAAGGAAAAAGAGGAAAACAAACAUGCCGUGACCUCCCUCAGGUGUGACAAUGUGUACAAGCCGACGAAGUCGACGCUGCUCAUAGCGCGUGCGACCAAAGCCGUAGACGCUUCGUCGUCGUCGUUGCCUUUUGCCGCGCGUGUAAUCGUGUCGUGCAGUGGUAUCUCCUGACCCAGCUUCGACGCUCAGGUGCUCUUGGACCGAUCGCGAUGACUACGAGGGAGCUCUACGUUAAGGGUGGCCGAGUAUGGGUGCCGCAUCCGGAGAAAGUGUGGGAGGGCGCGGUGCUUCUGGAGAACUACAACAAACGGAAUCAGUCGACGUUGAAAGUACAAACGGAAGAGUCAAAUCAGACGAAGACGUUGGAGAUCAAAUCGGACGUGGAUCUUCCUCCGCUCCGCAAUCCGGAUAUUCUUAUAGGAAUAAAUAAUCUCACAUCAUUGUCCUUCCUUCACGAGCCCGCUGUCCUCUACAAUCUUCAGAUCCGCUUUCAACGGCAUUGCAUCUACACUUAUUGCGGCAUCGUCCUGGUCGCCUUCAACCCGUACAACGAAUUACACAUCUACGGCAAUGACACGAUAUGGGCCUACAGGGGCCAGGCGAUGGGCGACCUGGAACCUCAUAUAUUCGCCGUGGCCGAGGAAGCCUACACGAAAUUGGAGAGGGAGAACCAUGACCAGUCGAUUAUCGUUUCCGGCGAGUCGGGCGCCGGCAAAACGGUCUCCGCAAAGUACACCAUGCGAUACUUUGCGACUGUCGGCGGAUCGGCGACGGAGACGCAGGUUGAGAAGAAGGUUCUGGCCUCUUCUCCCAUCAUGGAGGCGAUAGGUAACGCGAAAACCACCAGGAACGACAAUUCCUCGAGAUUCGGCAAGUUUAUCCAAAUCCAUUUCAACAAAAACUACCAUAUCACUGGCGCCAGUAUGAGGACCUAUUUGUUGGAAAAGUCGCGGGUCGUAUUCCAGGCGAACGAGGAACGGAAUUAUCACAUAUUUUAUCAGAUGUGCGCGGCAGCGAAACGUCUUCCCCAAUUGUACUUAUCCGAUCAGGAUCAAUUCCACUAUCUUAAUCAGGGCGACAAUCCCACGAUCGACGGCGUGGAUGAUCUCGAGUGCUUUGACGAAACGAUCAGUGCAUUGACGAUGCUCGGUUUCACGUCGAAGCAGCAGGAAGAUAUGCUGCGCAUUCUAGCCGCCAUAUUGCAUUUAGGUAACGUAGAGAUAAGUAAUUGUAAAGUCGAGAACGCGAAGGAUGGCGAGGUGGAUACCGAAUCCAGCUACAUCUCUCCGUCAGACCGACAUUUGCUGAUUAUUUCCGAACUGCUCGGUAUCAAUGUAAAGGCAAUGCGCAAAUGGUUGUGCCAUCGGAAGAUCGUGUCGAUGCGAGAAGUCUUCCAAAAGCCGAUGAACGUGGACCAGGCAAUCGGCGCGCGAGACGCUUUAGCUAAGCACAUAUACGCUGAGCUCUUCAAUUGGAUCGUGGUCGGCAUCAACAAUUCGUUGCAGUCUCUUAGCAAAGCACAGUAUUUCAUCGGUGUGCUGGAUAUCUACGGUUUCGAGACAUUCGAAGUGAAUUCGUUCGAACAGUUCUGCAUUAAUUAUGCAAACGAAAAGCUCCAGCAGCAAUUCAAUCAACAUGUGUUCAAACUGGAGCAGGAGGAAUAUUUGAAGGAAGAUAUCGAGUGGACCUUCAUCGACUUCUACGACAACCAGCCAUGCAUCGAUUUGAUCGAAACCAAACUGGGUAUCCUAGACUUGCUGGAUGAGGAGUGUCGCAUGCCGAAGGGUUCGGAUGCCUCGUGGGCGGAGAAAUUGUACACCAAAUGCAGCAAGUCGAAGCAUUUCGAGAAGCCGAGAUUUGGCACUUCGGCUUUCCUGAUUCACCAUUUUGCCGAUCUCGUGCAAUAUGAGACAGUGGGCUUCCUGGAGAAGAACCGUGACACCGUGAUCGAGGAACAGGUAGAUGUGCUGAGAGGCAGCGAGAACAAGCUACUGAAGAAACUGUUUAGCGACGAGGACCCAAAACUGGCGGUGCCACAUACCAGAGUGAAGGUGUCCACGCAGAAGAGCACGCCAACGAAUGUGUCCAACAAGCAAAACAAAAAAACUGUCGGUUCGCAGUUCCGCGAUUCCCUCAAUAUGCUGAUGGCCACGUUGAACGCUACAACGCCGCAUUACGUCCGCUGCAUCAAGCCGAAUGACUCGAAAGAAGCCUUCGAAUACAAUCCGGUGCGAGCGGUGCAGCAGCUGCGUGCUUGUGGAGUUUUGGAGACUAUCAGAAUCUCGGCCGCGGGUUUCCCGAGCCAACGUACGUACGGUGACUUCUUUCAGAGAUAUCGCUGUCUCUGUCAAUUUAACGAGAUACGACGGGAUGAUCUGAAGGAAACUUGCCGACGAAUACUGGCCAGAUACAUCAACGAUGAAGACAAGUUCAAGUUCGGUAAGACCAAGGUGCUCUUCAGAGCUGGUCAAGUAGCGUAUUUGGAGAAACUACGAGCGGAGAGACAGCGGGAUGCCUGCGUGAUGAUCCAAAAGACGGUGCGCGGUCUGAUCUAUCGCAAUAGGUACGUCAAGAUCCGUCGAUCGAUCCUCGGUCUUCAGAGAUACGGCAGGGGUUGCAUUGCGCGUCAGAAGGCGGAGGCGGUGAGGAGGGAAAGAGCCGCGAUAAAGAUACAGGCGCACGUGAAGGGCUGGCUGCAGAGGCGAUGGUAUCUGCAGGUGAAACGCACAAUCCUCGGCCUGCAGACAUACGGCAGAGGCAACAUGGCUCGCGUUAGAUACUGGAUAAUGAAGGACAAUGCUGCGGCGACAGUGAUCCAAAGAUUCGCGCGGGGAUAUCUCGUAAGAAUGGCGUGUAGGAAGAAACUUAGAGAUAUAAUUACCGUGCAGUCGUGCGUUAGAAGACGGCAGGCAAAGAAGAUCUUCAGGCGACUGAAAGCCGAGGCCAGAAGCGUAGAGCACGUCAAGUCCCUCAACAAGGGACUGGAAAUGAAGAUCAUCACGUUGCAACAAAGGAUAGACGAAUUUGCAAAGGAAAAUCAGUUCUUGAAGAAUAUGCAAAACGAAAUGUUAGAUUUGAAGCUCAAACUGGAUAACUUGAAAUCCGUCGAUAUUGACAAUAAAAAGUUGAAGAAGGUAGUGCAGGAAAAAGAGAAGGAGCUGAAAAAUAUACAGGAAAUUCUGAAACAGGAGAGAGACGAAAAGAUGGAUAUAUUGCACGAUAAAGAGAGGAUUUCUCUGCAAAAGAACGAGGAAAAUAAGAAACUUCAGCAAGAGAAUGAGAGAUUAAGGAAGGAGCUUUCGAUAGCGACUGAGAAAUUGAAUAGCAACCAACGCGGUGCCGAGGAAAAUCUAAAGUAUCGUCUCGAGCAAGAGAAAGACCUGCUUCGGCUGGAACAGGAUCAGGAUCGUGGAGCCUACCAGAGGCUGCUCAAGGAAUACCACGAGCUAGAACAACAUGCGGAGAUGUUGGAGCAAAAGCUAGCGUUACCUGGACAUUCGCGUUCUUUGAGCAACGCUUCCAGUGGUAGUGGCCAAAUCGCGUCCACGGAAAUUCCACAAGAUGAUCAAAACAUCGAUUUUGGUUACGGUUCCGUGAGAUCCACGGCUUCCUCGUCAACGCCUUAUUCGCGAGUAGAGACGAUUGACUGGAAUCAGCAGCGAUCAGAUAGCCCACCGGAUGGAGAAGUUCAGUCAAAUAAAUCGCCCUCAGAAAAAUACGCAUCUGCUCACGCACCUGUGGACAUCGGUCUCGUUUUGAAGCUGCAACAGAAAUUAAAGGAUGUCGAGAAGGAGAAGGGCAGAUUGAUCAGAAUGGUCGAGGAUCUGGAACGCGAUAGUAACGAGGAGUCCUCCAGAACACAGGAUUCGUUCAGACUCCAAGAACUGGAAAUGGAAAAUUCGCAACUUAAGAAAGACUUGAACUCAUUGAGGAAAACCGUGUCGUUGGGCAGCCCAUCAUCAGCGCAACAAAAUCUCAUGAUACAAUUCGAGGCGCUGCAGGAAGAACUGGAAAGAAGAAGAGAAGAGUGUAUCCAACUGCAUAGUGUGCUGGCUGAUCACACGCGCAGGAUGAAGAGUUUAGGUGCCAAUUAUGGUCGCGACGUAGACAUCAUAAACGAGGACGGCGAGCUGGUACUUGCCUUCGAAGCGCAGAAAAAGAUUAACAGUAAACUUAAGACAAAGGCACCGAGAGGAGAACAAUUAGAAGAUGAGCUACAAGGGAAGGAAAGGAAUUGGCGAUCGCAAAGAGAUGAAUGGCGAAACGAAAUAGACAGACUGCAAGAAGAGAUCGAGAAACAGCAAAAAUUACUUUCCAUUAAUUUAAGCAAAUCGCCGCAGACCCAAGCGGAACUUUAUAUGCAGCAUGAGGUUGCCAGAUUAACGUCUGAAAAUUUAGAUCUUCAAGAAAAAUAUGAUAAAAUGGCGGAAGAAUGCAGACGUUAUAAGAAACAAUGUAGAAUCCUGGCGAAGCGGUUGAAGGAUGCGGGCUACGAGGGAGAGGAACGUCCUUAUGUGCUAAGAAACGCCGUACCUAAUGCGGUAGAAUACGCAAACGGAUCCGUCAUUGUUUCCAGUACUCAGGAUGGAAGUAAUAUGCCUGUCAUUCGUAAGAAAGAAAGAGAUUAUGAAGGAAUGUUUGAAUUCAGAAAGGAAGAUAUCAACGUGAUUAUACGUCAUCUAGUCAUUGAACUGAAACCCCGUAUAGCGGUGACUCUGCUACCGGGUUUACCGGCCUACAUCCUUUUCAUGUGCAUCAGACACACCGACUGCAUCAACGACGACGACAAAGUACGAUCGUUGUUGACCGAAUACUUGAACGCUGUUAAACGUGUGCUGAAGAAGCGCGAUGAUUUCGACUCCAGAGUGCUCUGGCUGAGUAAUACCCUGCGACUGUUGCACAACAUGAAGCAAUAUUCUGGCGACAAGCCGUUCCAGAUCGAGAAUACACCUAGACAGAACGAGCAAUGCCUGAGGAACUUCGACCUGAGCGAGUAUCGCGUUGUGCUGAGUAACGUGGCUCUCUGGAUUUUCAACAAUCUCGUCACGAAUCUCAAGGAGAGAAUCCAGGCGCUGACGGUACCGGCCUUGCUGGAACACGAGGCCAUAUCCGUGCCCACUGAUAAGGCUGGUCGACCCAGAUCGUCGUCGAUGGGCGGCGAACCGGAUUUCACGCAGCAGAAGCUGGAUAAGCUUCUCGAUGAGCUUACAUCGGUGCACAAGACCUUGCAAUAUCACGGCGUCGAUCCCGAGGUUGUGGUGCAGCUGUUCAAGCAACUGUUUUACUUUAUGUGCGCCAGCGCUCUGAACAAUUUGCUGCUAAGGAACGAACUCUGCCGGUGGACGAAGGGUAUGCAAAUAAGGUAUAAUAUGAGCCAUUUAGAACAAUGGGGUAGAGAUCGACGAUUAGAAAUUGCAUCCGAAGCGUUACAACCCAUCAUACAGGCAUCACAGCUUUUGCAGGCGCGUAAAACGGACGAAGAUGUUAAUUCCGUCUGCGAAAUGUGCAACAAGCUGACGGCUAAUCAAAUAGUAAAAAUCCUGAACCUAUACACACCAGCCGAUGAUUAUGAAAGUCGAGUUCCUGUUUCGUUUAUUAAAAAAGUACAAGAUAAACUAAAAGAACGCGGGGAGAACAACGAACAGCUGUUAAUGGAUCUAAAGUAUUCCUAUCCUGUAAGAUUUCCGUUUAAUCCAUCGGACAUUCGAUUGGAAGACAUCGAGGUACCCGAAGUGCUUCAUUUGCCCAUGCUCAAAAAAGUAUAAUGCAAUAAAGCAAGCAUAAUCGUGGUAAAGAUUCCCCCGUUCUAAAUCAGUCUUUAGUUAAAAGUGUUAUUCUCGCGGAUAAUCGAAACUCGCUUAGCCCAAUCCUUAUUCGUACGAAAGUUAGCGGUACCAAAAUCCGACUAAAUUAGACGUAGACUCAUCGGAAGCGGUUCAUCACGAUAUAUAUCACAUUUUAUAUGUGUUUCUUUUUUACUCGGGUAAUUCAUAGAUUUUACGAUAUGUCGUCGUCCCAAAUCGCGUUCGCGUUUAAAGUCAAUUCCGUUGUGUAGAUAAAUGUGAUCGGGUCUUGGUGAGAAAGAUCGAUAUUUUUUUGUUAUUGUUGCUGUACAGCGUUAUACAUCGAAGUGUAAAAAAGAAAAGUAUGAGUAUAAAAUUCUUAUAAGGAUUUUGUUACGGAUAUUUCAUCAUAAAUUUCAGUAUUAAGAUGAACU